Homalodisca vitripennis (glassy-winged sharpshooter) is the source of this 3058-nucleotide messenger RNA. Its product is annotated as FHF complex subunit HOOK interacting protein 2A-like. The transcript has 14 exons. The record is from RefSeq and is a predicted model, not a curated record. Lineage: Eukaryota; Metazoa; Arthropoda; Insecta; Hemiptera; Cicadellidae. The coding region runs from base 168 to 2423 and encodes 751 amino acids.
UAUGACUUUUGUGAUAAAGCUCGUCGUCUGUUAGUUUAUUAAACUACUGACAAAAUUUAUAAUAACAAUAAUAAUACAUUUUUAUUUUAUCAAUUCUUUAUAUAACUUGAUGUAAUGAUCAGUUUGACGUUUAUACACUUUUAAACUCGAAUACAAACAAAAUAAAAAUGAACCGAUUCUCAGUUGUUUUGCAAAACGCGUUUGAUGCUUUAGCGCCACCAGCUCCUCUUCAUGAAGAUUUUGUGUACCAUUGGAAACGUUUGAUGAAGCACUAUCUGGAUGUUGCUACUACAAGUAAGGUGGCUAUUGAAAUGACAAACAUUCCUGCCCAUCUAGAUCAGCUAGAGAAGAUCCUACUGAAGGAGGACACUAGUCCUAUAGCAGAUGGCAGCACUGGUCCCUGCCUGGAGUACCUGUUGAAACACAAUCUGCUAGAUUUGUUGGCGACACUGGCUGUGAGUGACGACCCUCCUGGUAUGCGUCAGUAUGUACUCCGGUUUGUUACAAACACUCUCACCCACCUGCAAGCUCCGAUACUGGCCCACAAUGCUGUCUUCCCUUCACUACAGCGUCUUAUCGAGAUGUGUAAUGGCCAUUGUCCAACUCCAAGUGAGACAGAUGAGAUAAAAUUUCUCUUUGCAUUGACUGCACAGUUGCGGAAACAUCCCCACCUCGUCUAUGUCUAUAUGAAUCAGUGGGAACUGAGAGAGCGCAAGUUAAGUGAGUGCAGUACUACCAGUAACCACAGUUCUUCCAGCCUCAAGACUCUUACCAGUUCUGCGAAUAUUGUUCCUGCCGAUCUUCCAAUGGUCCAUACCAGAAGUUCUCCACCCCCCAACAAUCCCCUGUUUCGACCCUUGGUCACCCCCGCCCUAGCUGAGGAGCCCAAGUUAGUACCUGUGGAAGUGGAAACAACAACAUUACCGCCCCCACAGCCCCCGCCUGAUGACCCCGAUUCUUCCUUACCACAAUUCCCUCUUCUGAAUGCUCUCAUCAGUUACAUCAACAGCGCUGACAGUGCAGUGCGUGUGAAGGCAUGUCAGGCCAUCAUGCUUGUGACAUCAGUGCCAGAUGACAAGUUCGCCCAGCUGAUAGCACAGCACUCACCACUCUGCGAGAGUUUGGCAAUCAAAUUAACAGCCCAAUACUUAGAAAUACCACCAGACACGGAUCCAAAUCAUAUAGAUGACAUGCACGCUACCUGGGGGCUGGACACUCCCAUCCCACUAGAGGUGGAGGAGAGCUGCGAAGGUUGUAGACAAGCUGCUACGUUUCUAGGAUGGCUCGACUUCUGUGAUCAGGUGGCAGUAGAAGGCAGACCAAGUAUAGGGAUGGCACUAGCACAGUCUGUCAGGGAACUGUUCCUAGAGCAAGAGUUUGAGCCAGAACUGCUACCCAACAGUCUAGUUAUUGCUCUGCUCACCAAGUGUUUCAAGGUCAUCACUUCCACACACCUCGUCAAAGAGAUGAGUGAGUGGCUGGUAGGGGAGGGCAGAGGUCCGGAGUUGCCAGGAGUAGUCACUUGUCGCACGCGUCAGACUCUGCUGGACAUCUGUAGUCAUGGAGACCCAGCGGUCAGUCUCGAGGCACUGAGGCUGUUUGAGGUAGUCCUGGAGAAGAACAUAGAACAUGUGAUACACUGUCUGCUGCUGACGUACGUAGAGGGCCGAGGCUAUUACGACAACACACUGUCACCCAACCACAUCGAGUCCUGGAGUGAUGAAGAGGAUGAGCGGGAGAGGCAUCGUGAGAGUCCUGAAACAGACCCAAAUGGACUUGUAAGCCGAACUAUGGCACCAUCUCACAUAGACAAAAUCAUUCACAGUUUCUUGAACGUGGUGCCGCCGAUGCUCCGGUCUGCACCCAGUGCUGAGACAGGAGGAUACCACCAGUAUGUGAGUGAGUCACAGCGUCAGUACUCGCUGGUGGUGGCAGCUUGUGCUGGCUUCUCUUGGCCCAUAGAGGCGGUGUCAGAUGAUAACCUAAGCUCUGACUCUCGGCCUGAGGCUGACGCUCGCCAAUUCUAUGAGGGGCCUUUUCUCCGCAUGAUCUUUAACAGGAUCAGAGAUCUGCCGAACCAGGCAUAUGAAGUGAACCUACAACUGACUGCUGUGAUAUCCCGACUAGCACUGCUGCCACACCCUUACCUACACGAGUACUUGCUGAACACUGGGGUACCACGGCGACCGGACACAGACUGUCUAUUGGCAGCUCUGAGUGACACUGCUACCCGGCUACAUGCCCAGGUCACUAGCCUGCCCGGCUACAAGGGACUGCUGCAGGAGACUAGGCACCGGCUGCUGGGCCACACACAAGACAAGAGGGAAGAGUACUGCAGUCUACUCGAAAGUGUGGUGGUGUUAGAGGAGGUAUGUAAGGAGCUGGCUGCUAUCGCUUUCGUCAAAUUCCAUCAUGCCACGUGACCCUUUUUGCCCCCCAAACCUCCCCUACACUACUGGCUCUGUGGCCGAAUCUUUUGUCAGGUGUUCCGAUCAUAAUGGACACUCACUAAGUUAAAAUUUUGGGUUUCCUUGUUAUUUACUUAUAAAUUAAUUAAUUUUCAGUAUUACUUUUUUGUUUCUGAUUCAUAAUGUAGUCAGGGAUGUUAUUAAUCCCUCUUAUUAACCAAUGGAAACAUGGGUUAUUAAUCAAACAGUGUACAGUUCUAUUUUUUUUUUCAUAAAACAUACUACAUAAAUUAAUAUUUAAAAGAUGAAGUGCUUUAUAAAUGUAGGUCCAUACAGAACAUUUAUGUUUUAUAGAUUUUAAAAUUGUAUUAUCUCCAAAAUAGGAAAUAAAGAUUCUAAAAUCUGAACAAAUUUAUGUACCUAUGCAGUUAGGUAAGGAAUUGGAAUCCCACAAUUUUGCUCAGGCUAAAUUGAUGGUUAAGUUGUUGUUUACUUAAUUACUGAUCUGUUAGUUUAAUCGACACAGUGGAGUAUAAAGGCUUAACCCAUUGCGGAUCGUAUUUUUUUGGCGCGCGGGCACCAGCGGGCGCGAAUUAAUUCACGGUCAGCGGCCGCACGAACAGCAAUGGUGCGCCACAUCGUAUCUCUCG